UUGUCACCUUAAUUUGUGCACUAUAAUUGACAAAAUUCGCAGUCAUACGAGCCCCUUAAAAUUCCCCGCCCUCCUUUUAACCGACUGUAAUUGCUGGUCCUUCAUUCCAUCCUCUUCCAAUCUCUCUCUCCUCUUCUCAGACGCUUCCGAUUCCUGAGCUUUUCUUUGGCGGUUAAUUGAAGUCGAUAGCUUCAAUAUUAGUGAGAUGUUGAUGACUGCUAAGAAACAGGAGGUUUUAGGAUUGCAGAAGAACAAAGAUUUGCUUUCUCAAUUAUCUUCUUUUCAGACCCUGCUGGAUGAGGUUUAUGGAUCUACCCGUCCCAGCAUUGACGACUAUGCCAAUAGAAGGGAUUUGAUUCGUAUUUUUAAUGAUAUUGCUAGGGAAAUGUAUGGAAAUGAAGAAUGCCCUGUAGUGGAGGACUUUGGAUCAUUCUUGAUGAAUAUGUUCGAUGCUAAAAGUGACCUCGAUUUAUCAAUUAAUUUUAAUGAUCAGUUGUUUGAAGCUGAUCGCAUUGCAAAAAUCAAGACCCUCCGCAAGUUUGCAAAGAAAUUCUAUGCCCUUCGAAAGAAAGGAUGUGUUACAACUGUGGAGCUGAUCAUGUCGGCUAGGGUGCCUGUAUUAAAAGUUACUGAUUCUGGAUCUGGAAUUGAAUGUGAUUUUUCAGUUGGAAAUAGAGAUGGUAUUGCUAAAUCCCACAUUAUUUUCUUGAUUUCGGCUAUCGAUGAAAGGUUUCAAAAGCUAAGUUUUAUGUUGAAAGCAUGGGCUAAGGCACAAGAUAUCAACAGCUCUAAAGAUGGUACACUGAAUUCUCUAUCACUGAUAUUACUGGCGGCAUUUCAUUUGCAGACUCGAGACAUCCCAAUAUUACCUCCAUUUUCUGACAUAUUGAAAGAUGGAACAGACCCGGAGGCUGUGAAGAAAAUAAUUCCUAGAUUUUUGAAAUAUGGAAAACGAAAUAAAGAAUCUCUUGCUGAGCUCUUUGUAUCUCUGUUGGUUAAGAUUGAAUCAGUGGAAUCACUGUGGUCGAAGGGAAUUUGUGUUAGUACUUUUGAGGGAGCAUGGAUAUAUAAAAACUGGAAAGCAACGGGUUUGAUAAGAAUUGAGGAUUUUACUGACAGGUCCCAGAAUACUGCAAGAGCAGUUAGGUCUGCUAAAAUUACCAAGAUAUAUUCAUGUAUCCGGCGCUCUGUGGAACAGAUUCAGCUCUUUACCAAGGGAAUAAUUAGUGCUGACAAUUUAAAGUCUCUUUUAUUUGGUAAAGUUCCACCUCAGACCAAGAAGAUAAUUGCAACUGCCUGUGAUUCAAAUCUAUCAAAGUCCGUCCCUCAAAAAAGAAAGAAGAAGUGCCCGACACAGGGGGCUCCUGCUGAGGAGCAAAGACCUGGAAAACAAGGUAAGCAUUGUCAUAGUCCUUCCAGCACGAAAGUCCCAACACCGUCUAGGACUGGCAGGGUAAAAAAGAAGUCCAGAAAAAAAAGAAAAUCUGUCCAAGGCUCUGGAGUAAUUAUACCUCCACAUAUUCUGGAUGGCAAACUGCCUCCCUAUUCUAACCCGUAUCUUCAAGGUUCUGCAGGAUUUAUAGCCGAUAGAACUCAUGUUGAGACUUUGAGAGACGCUUCACCAAAGUAUCCUCCACGCCAACCUAUUUCCUUUUCAGGUUAUGGAGGAUUUAGACCAGAGAGAAAUCAUGAAAUAAUGAAAUAUGCUGAUUCCAUUUUUCCACAGCACCAACUGCCCUCUCAUUCUAAUCAACAUAUCCAAGGUCAUAGUGGGUUUAGAUCAGAGAGGACUCAUGUUCACAAUGUAGGACAUGCUCCAAAUUUCCUGGCAGGUCCAUUUUCUGUUUUUAAUCCACCAGUCCAAGGUUUUGGAAGAUACAUUCAUGAUAGAAUGCAUGUUGAUACACCAAUCUACUCCGGCUCAAUGAGCCGACCACAUCCCCUUGCUAAUCUUGCUGCAGGAUUUGGACAUGAGGCUCAGGCUGAAACUAUAUACCAUCCUGCUACUAGUUUUCAAACAUCUGUUCCAUAUACUUCAUCCUAUAGACCAAGUAGUAGUGCAAUGCCUCCCCAUCAGCCUUACAUUCCUACUGCUCCUUAUCCAGAUCCUGCUGGAUUACAAAGAUCGCAUGAUACUCGCCACUCUUUCCCACAUGUAUCUUACCACCCUUAUCAGCUGUGAACUUCUAUGGUGUCCAACUCUAACAGGGUAUCUUCUGGACUUCUUUUGGUUGGGUUAAGAUUUAGCCUUAAUGUAAAUGAUGGAUCAAUAGUUGAGGGACAUGGUAUAAUACUAGCAGAGUAGAUGCGCAAGCGAUAGUUGUUGCUUUGUGUAAUUGUCGUUCACAUUAGUAAUCAACUUUCAUGAUUUUCUUUUCUAAAUAGCCUCAAGGCUCGAGGAAGAUAGAAAUCUGAAUUUAUGUGAUUAAUCUUGAAAGAAGAUUUUAUUUUAUUUAUGGAAUGAAUCACAAGUGUCAACAAA
Molecule: messenger RNA, 2482 nt
Organism: Chenopodium quinoa (quinoa)
Lineage: Eukaryota; Viridiplantae; Streptophyta; Magnoliopsida; Caryophyllales; Amaranthaceae
Product: protein HESO1-like
Exons: 10
Coding region: 206-2182 (658 amino acids)
Biological process (GO): RNA 3'-end processing
Molecular function (GO): nucleotidyltransferase activity
Source: RefSeq, a predicted model, not a curated record